Lactuca virosa is the source of this 1457-nucleotide messenger RNA. The record is from the annotation of a GenBank genome assembly. NCBI's taxonomy places the organism in Eukaryota, Viridiplantae, Streptophyta, Magnoliopsida, Asterales, Asteraceae.
AUGCCUAGCGUUGCUGUGAAAUUAUACAGUGUGUUUUUUAAAUUGAUAUUGAAGCGACGGUUACAGAAUCGAAUCCAGAACCCUAAUUUAAACGAUGAGACGAAUAGCUCAUUUGGCGUUACGUCACGUCCUGAAGAGACGAUCGUGGCUGCAAAUCCUUUGUUUACCGACGGCGUUGCUACCAAAGACAUCCAUAUAGAUCCUUCUUCAUGUCUCUCAAUUCGUAUCUUCCUUCCUGAAACUUACGGUUCCGCUGAUGCGUAUAGUGUUUCGGCAACUCCAAGCAAUCGGAGGAGUAGUUAUUGCAAUGGUUUUAGUACGGAUGAUCUGAAUUUGAAAUCGGAGAAUGGUGUUUACAGAGCUGUUGGAUACAGGCUUGCACCUGAGAAUAGAUAUCCAGCUGCCUUCGAGGAUGGGAUAAAAGUGCUCCAUUGGCUGGCGAAACAGGCAAAUUUAGCAGAAUGUGGCAAAUCCCUAGGGAGAUCACCUGAUUCCAGAAAGUCAGAUGUUCAAGGGCAUAUUGCAGAUGCAUUUGGGGCUUCUUUGGUUGAGCCUUGGCUAGCUGCACAUGGAGAUCCAUCCAGAUGUGUUCUUCUUGGUGUGAGUUGUGGUGCAAACAUUGCUGAUUACGUGGCUCGCAAAUCAGUGGAAUCUGCUAAACAACUUGACCCAGUGAAGGUGGUGGCUCAAGUUCUGAUGUACCCUUUCUUCAUUGGAAAUACCCCUACACGUUCUGAGAUAAAACUAUCAAACUCAUAUUUUUUUGAUAAAUCCAUGAGCAUACUCGCAUGGAAACUCUUCCUCCCUGAAGAACAGUUCAACCUAGACCACCCUGCAGCCAAUCCCCUCAUCACCAACAGAGGUGGGCCCCCUCUGAAGCGAAUGCCCCCUACAUUGACAGUUGUGGCAGAACAUGAUUGGAUGAGAGAUCGGGCGAUUGCAUAUGCACAGGAGUUAAAGAAGGUGAAUGUGGAUGCACCUGUUCUUGAUUACAAGGACUGUGUUCAUGAAUUUGCUACUCUUGACAUGCUUCUUAGGACACCUGAAGCACAGGCUUGUGCAGAGGACAUUGCUAUAUGGGUGAAGAAAUAUAUCUCACUUAGAGGUCAUGAGUUUUCAUAUUAGCAAAACGGAUUUUUAAGGGAGGAAGAGAUAGAUAUCAUACAUAGAGGCACGCAUGGUUUUGUUCUGUUUUUUUUGGUAAGAUCACACGAUUUGAUUUUCGUGAGAGUAUAGAUUGAGUUAUGAGAUAUAAUACCUACCUACCCAUUUUGGUUCAUCCCAUCCAUGUGCUCCAUGUUGGUGGAUAGAUUUGGUUUCCCUUGUAAAACUAGUGUAACAUUUGUACCCAUGGAUUAUAUCCACAUGAAUCUCUCUCUCAUCUUGUGUUUAUUCUUCAUGUUUCACUUCCAUUGUAUGUCUCCAGUAUUAUAUAUGUUUGGUUCAUCAGUUUGUUA